AUGGUGCGUGCGAUCGCUGUGCUGCUGAUUGCUGUUCUUGUUCCUGGUGUGUCCAUCCAUCCGAUGCACUGGCCGGUUGUCCUGCUGACCCUCACACGGUUCGAUCCCUCGCUCAUGGCUCGUGCACUCGUCGGAGUGCCAUCCUUUUAUCGGUGGCUCAGCCGCAAAUACCCCAAGUGUGUCAAGGAUGUUGUGGAGGAUCGGCCGCAGAACAUUGGUGGCGAGUAUGUCCCAGUGGACAUCUCGCAACCGAACCCAAACAAGCGAGAGUUUGACAACCUCUACCUGGAUAUGAACGGCAUCAUCCAUCCUGCGUCUCAUCCCGAGGAUCGGCCCGCCCCAGAGACAGAAGAUGACAUGUUCGUCGCCGUUCUUGAGUACCUUGACCGCGUGGUGGCGUGUGUCAGGCCACGCAAGUUGCUGUUCAUGGCCAUUGACGGUGUUGCUCCGCGCGCCAAGAUGAACCAGCAGCGAUCCCGUCGCUUCAAAUCAGCCAAGGUGUGCCUUAAUGCUGUGUUGUGGUGGGGGUGUGUGGUGGGUGGUGGGGGUGUCUGUAUCUCUGUGUGUGUGUGUGUGACGUUCGACUCAAACGUCAUCACGCCGGGCACGCCGUUUAUGGACAAGCUUGCAGAGUACCUGCGGUGCUUCAUCCAUGAGAAGGUGUCCUCCGAUCCAGGAUGGACAGGCAUCAAGGUGAUCUUGUCUGAUGCAACUGUACCCGGUGAGGGCGAGCACAAGAUCAUGGAUUUCAUUCGCAGACAGCGCGCACACCCAGAAUACGACGCGAACACCAGCCACGUGAUUCACGGAUUGGAUGCAGAUUUAAUUCUGCUCGCGCUGGCGACACAUGAGCCGCAUUUCACCAUUCUUCGUGAGGAGGUCACGCCGCGCAACCGCGAAAAGUCUGCACAGGAGAAGGCAAUGGCAGCCCUUGCUGUACGUCGUGUAUGCAUCUGGAUUUUCCUGCAGGUGAAUGUGCUGCGAGAGUAUCUGGAGAAGGAGAUGCGGGUGGCAGAUUUCUCCGCUGCCGGCGGAUUUGACCUCGAACGCGUCAUCGACGACUUUGUCUUUAUGUGCUGUUUCGUCGGGAAUGACUUUCUGCCCCACCUCCCAUCCUUGAAGAUCAACGAGGGCGCCAUUGAUACCAUUCUUGAUCUGUAUCGGAAAGAUUUUCCGGCGUUUGGCGGAUACCUGACGCAAUCAUCAGAGGUGAACCUUGAACGGGUGCAGCUGCUGCUGCAUGGCCUGGCAGAGGUCGAGAACAAGAUCCUCAGCGAUCGACGGUUCAAGGAGCAGCGGCGAAAACAAAAGGAUGUCGACAUCACCAACAAGAAGACAACGCGCGAACAUCUGCAGUUGAUCCUGGAUUGCGCUCUCAGCCCGCCACAGCUGCCCAUAGGCGACUCGGAGCCCCCGCAGAAGCGCCCACACAUGCAGCAAAGAGUCACUGAUCUUUCCUCCAUCCAUCACCUCUCCUCCGAGCACUUUCGCAUCAAGAACCGUGGGCCGGGUGGUGUUCGCGUGCUGCGGCCGGAUGUGGACGAGAGAAGUGCCAAUCGUCUUCGUCUGCUCGAUCGCAUCAGGGAGUUUGCUGAUGCCCAUCCAAGGAAGGCAAAGAUGGACCUCAAGUCCCUUCGCUCGUUUGAACGCGCGCUCGCACACGCCUACAGCGAGGAGCUUGGUCUAGGCCACCGGUCUGAGGGGGAAGAGCCAAACAGGUACCUGGUCAUCACUCAUCCAGAGGUCGAGGACGAAGACGAUGACGACGAAGACGAAGAAGACGAGGAUGACGAUGGCAGCGCAGCCCGCGACGCGUUGAAGGCGGCUGUGAAAGAGCGCCUGCGGAAUAUGAAUGACAAACGCGUGGAGCAGCACGAGGAGCAAGUGAAUCUUGGCCUGCACGGCUACCACGAGCGGUACUACAAGCUCAAGUUUGGCGACAGCGUGCAGCCCCGCGACGUGGCGCGCGCAUAUGUGGAGGGCCUGUGCUGGGUCAUGAAGUACUACUACGAGGGCUGUCCGUCGUGGAACUGGUUUUACCCAUACCAUUACGCUCCUUUCGCGCAGGAUUUUGUCGACGUUGCCGGGAUGUCGAUUCGCUUUGAUGGUGGGUCGCCCUUCACGCCGUUCCAGCAGCUGAUGGCCGUCUUCCCGCCCGCGUCCUCGCACGCCCUUCCCCAAGCAUACAGGAACCUCAUGCUGGACCCCAAGAGUCCCAUUGCAGACUUUUAUCCACGCGAGUUUGAACUCGACUUUGACGGUGCCCGGUUUGCCUGGCAGGCCGUGGCCCUCCUCCCCUUUAUCGACGAGACGCGCCUGCUGACGGCAAUUGCACCGCUGGAGUCGACGCUCACGGAAGAGGAACGGCGGCGAAAUGCACGCGGUGUCAACCUCCUUCACGUGCACCAGCGCCACCCGCUUGCACUGCAGGUUGUGCCUCUCGACCCUGACUUUAGUGGUGACGACAAUGAUGCCCGCGAGCACCAGCAGCAGCAGAAAGAGCAGGAAGAGAACAAGCAGUCGCCAGGUGAGGCUGCCACGGCUGAACAGGCGGGCACACCACUGCUCUCUGAGGCGGAACAGAACGCGCUGGCGGCGGAGCAGCUGCAGGCCGAGCUCAUGGGCGAUUACGAGCGCGCAGAUGAACUGAAGAGGAAACUCGAAGCUGCACAGCAACAACAACAACAACAACAACAACAACAACAACAACAACAACAACAACAACAACAACAACAACAACAACAACAGUCGGGCAAUGUGGUCGUGAAUGCGACUGAUGCUGCAGCAGCUGAAGCUUACAAGACAAGCCUUCCACAGGGUGCAGAAGAGAUCAGGGAUGUCUCACAGACAGGCAUAUCUGGGUUUGUUCGCUAUUCUCAGCUCUCCGUUGGGCUCGGCGUCUUGUACACCCCGCCCGAAUUUAAGGGGAAAAACACGGACAGUGUGUAUCUUCUCAAGGCGUUCACCAAUCGCACGGCCAUGUCGCAAUACUACUUCCCAGCGCCCUGCAAGCACCAGUCACGCAUCCUGCCAGCCUGCACCCUCCCGACCCCUGUGCUGGACAACCUGGACACGAUCAACUUCCCCCGCUUCGUGUCUGUUCCUCGUGGUGGCUACCACGGCGGUCCCCCAAUGAUGCAUGGCCGCUCCCGCGUGCCCUCCCAGUUCCAGCUGGCGGUGGCGCCUGGCGGUGGUGGUGGUGGCUUCCCUGCCGGCCCGCGCCCCGGUGUGCAUUACCGCAAUCAGAUCACUGCUGCCUUCCACGCACCGCCGCUCCUGCCCACCGGUCCCCAGCAGCACGCGCCAUACCCCCACCACGACUCGUAUCAGCGCGACCCGUAUGCAGCAGCACUGCCGCCGCCGUCACACAGGCCACCGUACCGCCCACCAGCGCAUGCACACGGGCGCGGAACGUACCCUGCGCCUGGUCGUGCCCCGACCCGUCCGCCCUCACAGCUGACCCAGCCAUAUCUGGGCUCGCGUCCCCCACCCCCGGGCUCGGUGUACCGGCCGUCGUACCCACCGGCACAUGCCGGAUCACGCCCGCCACGCGCUGUGUACGGUGGACCCGACAGGCACGCAGCCCCGUACCAGCCACAACCGCCAGGGCAGGGAUACCGCAGGUACCCUGAUCGCCAGCGUGACUAUGCGGAUUACGGAGCCACACGCUCUGACCAGUAUGUGCCCUCUCGCGCGUACGGGUCACGCCCGCCGCCACCGCCGCAUCAACAGCGCACAUAUCCAGCCAGCCACGGCGGACCGCCGCCCCCUGCACCGCAGCAACAACAACAGCAGCAGCAGCAGCAGCAAGGCUAUCGUCCCACACACUUUCCCUCUGCGCGCAAGUGACUGAACUUUUGUGCACAGUGACCCGUUGGGCUGCGCUGUCUCGGUUGUCGUGCCACAACUGGCACUCCCUUGUACUACACGCUUGCAGUUUGUGCUUGCUGGCUUCCUUCUCGUGCUCACGUGCACCCUGGCUGGCGAUCGACAGACAGUCUGUUGUCUUGCAUGAGCCUGUAUGUCACUUUACAACGAGUAAAGCAGCUGUGGUCGACAUGGCAGUGUGAUGGGUAGAGAUGCACAGGUGCAAUGUAGGAUAUGGGUUGCGAAAUGACAGCCAGCACAACGCGCUCAACAAUAAAACACCACUGUGUUCGC
Molecule: messenger RNA, 4161 nt
Organism: Salpingoeca rosetta
Lineage: Eukaryota; Choanoflagellata; Craspedida; Salpingoecidae
Exons: 25
Coding region: 1-3849 (1282 amino acids)
Biological process (GO): nuclear-transcribed mRNA catabolic process
Cellular component (GO): nucleus
Molecular function (GO): 5'-3' RNA exonuclease activity; RNA binding
Source: RefSeq, a predicted model, not a curated record